Messenger RNA from Plenodomus lingam JN3, 5340 nucleotides. The record is from RefSeq and is a predicted model, not a curated record. NCBI's taxonomy places the organism in Eukaryota, Fungi, Ascomycota, Dothideomycetes, Pleosporales, Leptosphaeriaceae.
AUGGCCCCGAUCCAGCCCCCCGAGCUCGACCUGGCCAAAUGCUUCACCGGCGAACAGCAGCUAGUCACCUGGGAUAUUGCCUACCGCGCCCUCUGCGACCCCGAAACCGCAUCGAGGAGUGACGCCCUGCGCGCGUUCCUCACCUCCCCGGCCAAUGUCGAGACGCUCAGCCGACCAUGGAAGCCCUUCCCAGACCCGUCAACGCAGGAGAAGAACCAAUUCGACUCCAAGACAGCUCCAAUCAACGUCACACCUGCGCCCAACGCACAUUACGACAUCGAAGAAAUCAAGCGCGACAGCCUGUGGCUCUCCAAAGAGGCGCAAAUCUCAGAGUAUGCCGCCCUGCAGAUUGUAGUCCAGGAAUGGCAAGGUCGCUCUGCCACCCAGCUGCUAAGUGGCCUCACCGAAGAAGAGGCGCUGAGCGUUCAGGACGCUGCAGGAAUGGCCAAUCUAGGUGCAUCCACCUUCAUGCCCAACUCAUCUAUCCUCACUAGGCCGCUGGCCUCGCGGAACAACGAGCUCAAGGCAGACCAUCUCCGCCAGCUGCGCAUCAUUGCAACCUACCACUCCACCUGUGCUUCCAUCAUCCGUGUCAGCCAACUCCUCGUCUCGUGGGGGUCGGCCUCGCAAUUGCGCAGUCACACUAGCUAUGGCAACAAUUACAUGAGCGUGGGCGCUGGCUGGAUCGAAGAGCUCGGACAGGCCGUAGCCACGAGACAAAAUGGCGCUUCCACAGAUUCGGGCGCAAAAGCGCUCGAUGAAUGUCUCAAGGCCGUGGUCAAGAGGGCCGACUCGUUAGACAGUGGUUGCGACUUUGCAGUCGACCCGUCCAUAUGGGAAACCGUCUCAGAGUACUGGGUAGUCGCGCAGACCACAGAACUGCUCCAUCUUUUGCAUCUCGCCUUCGUUCAUGCCGACUUAAUUGUCAAAGGGUUUGUUCCUGCCGUCACUGUCGAAGAUUGGCUCACAGCUUUUGCCGGCCGUGGCUUUUUCCGUGACUUUCCUGUCGUCAGUCCCCGACAGGCACCUCUCAUCCCGGUCAUACAGGUCUUGGUUUCUUUGGUAUCCCUAGCUAUUCUUAAAACCAACGUCAUUGUCGACGAUCUUUCAUCCGGAGAUUACAAACACUGGGACCCGUCCUGUUACGCUCUCAAUACAGGUAUUGUCGAGAGCAUAACAAACAUUUUUGCACAGGCCUUGAUGCUAGAACACAGUCCUGCUACGCCUGCCAUUCUUGCCUGGAGUGUGCUGACCUUUGUACUCUGUCAGCGAGCGACUGAGGAGGAACAGGAGCGUGAGCGCCUACUUGAAUUCAGUCAACCCUCCCAGGAUCCCAUGCCUUCCCCCUCGGCGCUCGAGGAGUGUGCCUCGGCCGUCCGUGGAAUGAGCGAUCCGGAUCUGUUUAACGACAGGCCGCCAUAUGAGGCAAUGAUUCUAGCAACCUUGGCCCUGGAUGUGUUCGCUAUCGUCACCCAGUUCACCGAGAUCGGUGUGCCUGCUUUCGGAACCGACAUAGACCGUGUCUCCCGGGAUCGACUUCGACUCUUGUACCUUCAAUUGAUGAGGAUUACGCUAGGAAACAAUGUGGUUAGCUACUCUGAUGUUUUGGUUGCGAGCACAUGCACAAUCCUUGCUGGGGAAAAGACAUUUCGCAACUGGGUAGAUUCCGAUCCUUCUCAGCAGUCAGAUCCGGUCGUAGCAUACUUCCUCGAAGACGAGGAUGUUUUGAGACCUGCGCUUCUCGACUAUUCCCGCUUGCGAUACCCCUACGAGACGGAGCCCUUCUUGCAGUUCUGCAGUGUUCUGACCCGAGGCGACAAAACUUUGCAGAAUGGGAUGCCGACAUUCGUUGAGAAGCUUACAAACGCAAAUCGGCUGAUGCAAGCUAUACCGCCAGGAUUUACGGGCUACAAAUUGACUCGUGAAGAAGAGAACAAGGAUUGGGUCGUUCUCACAGAAGAUCUCUCUCUGUUCAUGCCCAAGCCAGCAUCGAGCAUUGGCAAUCAAGGCCGCUUGCUUCUGUCAAGCACAUCAACACAAAGCGAGGAAACCAUGAGAAUAGCGGCAGGGACCGAAGGGAUCAGGCUAGAUGGAGGCAAACAACCAGAAGUCGCGAUAUGGUACCACCAACAUGCCACAUUGCCCUACCUAUGCCAGCUGCUGUCUACCUAUCCAAUUGGAAGUCAGACCGUCGAGAGCUUCUCACAACUACCGGCGCCUCGGGAGAUUGUCAGCGAGAUCAUCGGAUUCUUUGCAGAUUUGCUGCACUCAUCUCUGCGAUCCUCCGAGGGAAUCUGCUCAGAUGAGUUAUUAGAGCACCUCGACAUCAAUCCUGACAGAAGUCGAGAUACCCUCAGUAUCAUGCUUGCCAUAUUCGAGGAAGAACUGUUGUAUCUUGCAAAGGAACCAAAUAACGAGGCCUCAUUGGAGCUCCUGGUCAAGUGCACACACUUCCUGGAAGCCAUGGUCAUCAUCACUCCGCACAGAGUAUGGCCUUGGCUGGCUAGGAGCCGUUUGCUCGAAGGUGAUGGUAGCGGAAGUCUAGCUACGAUUUUGAUUGGUACAGAGAUGGUGCUCGGCCGUUAUGACUUCCUCAUUGGAUGCAUCAGGAUUUACAAAGGCCUUGUGAAGGAUGCCGUCGAGCGUUCUGUUUCUCGCAAAGUCCCCACAAAAGCACUCAGUCGAUUCAAUGCACCAGCACCUUCAGAAAGCGGCACUUCCGACAAGAUUAUAAGCACUGUUCUCUUCACCUUUGGCAGGACGUUGGCAAGCAUAUACGAGACCUCGCUGAGCUGGAAAUACUCACAGCCCGAGCACCGCCCAGAAAUUAACAUUGCGAUUUGCGAGAUUUUCACCACGAUACUCAAGUUCGCGUACGGCGUAGAUGAUGCACCCCAACUCUCCGUCAAGCUCACAAAGUCCAUCGCACCGAUUGCUGAGUAUCUCACCCAGCUAUACACUACCCCAUCAAACAGCGAUGUCCUCACCAAUCCUAUCUUAUCGGCCUUGGUGAUUGGUGUCAGUACUGAUGACAUGACACUGCUUACUAGCUCAAGUGCUUUGUGGACCCGACAAACGCGCACCACGUUGAUUUUCUCUGACAUACUUGUCAGAAUUUCCAUAUUACUAAACAAGCCUUGGACACAUCUCGAACAGCAGCUGUUCAAGGCGACACCUCUUCUAGCACGCUUGUACGCGACGAGCGACGCUUGGAAAUCACAGGUUGUGUUACUUUUGGAGGCGCUUGUUCGUGGCGCUGUUCGUGUCAUUGAACCGCGCGAUUCUGAGAUGGCCGGGCAGGAUGCCACUCGGACAGUCCGUAAACAGAAAGAACAUCAAGAACCACCUUCACUUUUAGGUCACUUGGGACCACGAACCGCAAAGAACUUCCUGAGUGUUUUGUCUCAGUUAGACGAGCCUCUGCGGAUUGUAGACAUUCAGAUCAAUGUGUGGAAUCUGUUGUCUGCUGUGGUGACAUGUAAACAGCAGUGGUUCUCGUUAUAUCUUCUUACUGGUAGCACUCCGCGCGAGUCUCUACGCACCAAGUCUGACGCAGCUUCAAGUACGAGGAACCAGGCACUGCUUACACGCGCCCUUGAUUCGAUUUCUGGUCUAGUACUACCGGAGAAGGAGGCCUCCAAUAUCUCGUGGCCACUAUACACGGCCAUGCUUGAGUUCGUCUCGUCAGCACAAAACAACUGGUCAUGGGCAAUGGGCGAUCUUCGCGAUCGCAAAGACCUCGUCCAGAAGUUGCUCGGCUUUCUGAAAUGGAUGGCAAGGCAGCCCAAGAACUUACGGACCAAUAACGAGAUCCUGGAGCGCUCAUACCAGAACAGAUUCGCAUCUCUGGCUUGCGAAGUCAUAUCCAUGUACCUCCACAGCUCACGACAGGUAGGAGAUAUCACGGUUCUCAAAUCUGUGGUACCAAGUCUUGAAUAUUUAGAGGAGAACGCUUUGGACCUGCCAACGUACAACUCGUCUUUGCACAGCUAUUUGCAGAAGAAUCUCGAGAAGCAGUAUCCUGGUGUUUCCCUUGCGAACCUCAAACGCACAACACUGUAUCCCGAGGUCUUCGGUAAGGCCUUCUUUUACGAUCCAGAGCUCGGACAACGACUCUUGAGCUUUGAUAGCAAAUGGUUGGGGCCAAAAGAAGGGACCGGCAUUGCCAGCGACCUCGAGAAAGCCAACUUCAACCUCGGUUUGGUAGAAUCGCAAAUACUCCUGCUCCAAGGGUGGAAGCUGCUUGCCCUUGAAUUGAGUUGUGUCGUUAGCAAGGAUGAGCGUCUGGUGAAGGUGCUGAACGGCGUCAUAACAAAAUGCAUGCUCGCCAACACACAAACCAACCUUCCGGAAGCUCUCUUCGGUCAGCUCAUGAUUGUCCGCGCCGACCUCGCCUUUGCUCUUCUCAAGAAACUUGUCGACGCUAAAGUGUCGUCGGCAGAAACACGAAAACUGCUCACGCCUGUCUGGAACGCGAUCCGGGCCACUACGGCAGACUUUGACAGCGUCUUCUCUAGCGACAGUGUCUACUACUAUCGCUCCCUGCUUCGCAUCCUUUACCUCGUCCUACACUUCCACCUCGUCUCCGACAACGACGACAGUGAAGAAACAAACUUACGCUCAAGUUUCCGCGGUACAGUGCCCGCAAGUCACAACACAUAUACCGAAUCUAUUUCGACUCUGCUCCUUGAAAUUCUAACAGACACGGUCGCCAGGGGCUUCCGCAGUCUGGCGAACCAACUCCAUGCCGAGCCGUCCUCGGUCUUACCAGCAGAUUUCGCCUUGUUGACCGCGCUGUUGCAACGUAUCCUCGCAAUCCCAGAAAUGAGCAAGUGGCAGUCUCAAGCUGCGCUGUUGUUUGCAAAUCACAACACGACCCGUUAUGCGACAUCCCUCUUCUCCUGGGCUGACAAGCUCACCGUCAAUCACAACGGCGUGCAAGACCCUGUGUAUGGAGAACUCAGUAUCUUAUUCCUCCUCAGCCUCUCUUCUAUUCCUGCGCUUGCCGAAACCAUGGCUGUAGAUGGUGUACUCUCCCAACUCAACACGGCCAAUAUCACAUGCUACUUCCGGCGGGCGGGGGGCAUGGGACCGUUCGAUACGCCAGCACGCAUGCACAGUAUCUGGACGAAGGGCGUGUUACCGCUCUGUCUAAACUUGCUGCUGAGCGUCGGACCGCCCAUUGCGGCAGAGAUAUCGUCCUUUCAGCGCGUCAUCGCGGGCGGCCCACGCCAAAAUCACGUUUGGAACUGUGUCGGAAAUCCACUCGUUGGCCCUCUUGGCUACGAUUAUCGAGGAUGUAAGGCGGCAGGGCCCGAAGCUAGGGAUCCAGAGCAAUGA